Molecule: messenger RNA, 1338 nt
Organism: Phragmites australis (common reed)
Lineage: Eukaryota; Viridiplantae; Streptophyta; Magnoliopsida; Poales; Poaceae
Exons: 2
Coding region: 119-973 (284 amino acids)
Source: RefSeq, a predicted model, not a curated record
AACACAGUUUGCGUGCGCGCGCACGCCAAAUACUCCGGCCCCACCCUGCUGAAGCCAAAGCCGCGAAACAAGGAGACAACUCCAACCACUUCGUCUCCGCUUGCUCCGGGCUCCGACCAUGUCGCGCUUCCUCCGCCGCGCCGCCCUCGCCUCCGCAGCGGCUGGGGGCCUGUCCUCGGCAGUAUCAUGGAAUUUCUCCUUCCCCUUCGCCCCUCUCCGUCUCUCGGCUUUCCCCUCCUCUUCUCCGUCGGCUCACGACCCCAACGCCGCAACCGGCCACAUCGCCCUCGUCCGCGCGCACCCUGGCCUCCGCGAGCUCAACGCGAUGCUCAGCCCGGCCGCCUUCCUCGUCGACGCCACCCAGGCGCUCCUCGCAGGCGCGCUCCGCUGCGCGCCCAUCUACCCGGGGACGCUCCGCCAGGCCCGCGACUUCCUCACCGCACAGAUCCUAUCCGCGGAGUCGGAGGGCGACGCCGCAGCGCAGCAGGCGGCGUCGGCCCGGAUCAACAUAGCCCUCCUCGACGCGCGCGACGGCCGCCUCGAGGACGCGCUCGACGCCCUCGCGCGCCUCGCCGCGGAGCGCCCCGGCGACACCGCCCCUCGCCUCUACGCCGCUGCGCUCAGCCACGUGCUCGGCCGGCGCGAGGAGGGGGCCCGAUGGCUCAGCGACGCCGUGCCCGACCUCUCCCGUCUCGAGGACAAGAUGCCGUUCGUCGAGGCCGUUCUUGUUGCCACGCUCGGUUGCGCACCACGCGCCGUGGCGGGCUCCGAGGAGCUGGUCUUGGCCACGACGCUCGGGCUGGUCGAGAUGUCGAUGUGGUCCGCGUUCAAGGACGGCGACCUGCCGGAGAGGCUCCAGGUGUUGGCGUUGAUGACAUUCUUGCGGGGCGUCGUGGCGAGAAAGUUACACAAUGAUGAUGCACCAGCACCACUGGAGGGAUCUCAGGGCGCCACGCCACCCCAAGCUACAUAGCUAGGUGAUUAUCGUCAGAAGCCCAUUCGGAUCCAGGUGACCUACUUUCAGAAGAUUCCAUGGUGAAGACUGAAGAUUCGCACUGAAUGGCUAGUCACUAGCUAUUUUGGAACUGUUGUUCGGCGUUUUGAAUUAAAAUCAACAAUCGAUAGUCUAUUGCAAGUUUACUCUUUAACCUUACGUCCUUACCUUUCAGUCAAAAAAGCCUUACGUCGUUACCACAUUUACUUUGAUCUUGAUGCUAUCAAAACAUGAGUGAUAAACUGAUGCAAAAAUACUGGUCAUUCUGAUUCCCCGAUCGAGUAGUGAACACCAAUAUGGCGGCUGUAUGACAUGCUGAAUUUGCAAUUGUUUUUCUGCUCGGA